CAAAGACGACCGUUAAACCCAUCUCCUAAGACUUGUCCAAGGCAUAUAAAUAUAGUCGCCUGUAGGAAAUCUGCCUACCUCUGUAUUUAAACCAUCAUCGAUCAUAAAGAGUAAAUAACCCAAUAUAGGAGGUACCUAAUAUAAAAGCACGAGGUGUAUCAAAUCGGAUAUAAUACACUAAUCAAACCCUACAUCGACAACCAUGGAGAGUGGCUCAAAGAGCACCCCUGACCUCAACGCAGCACAAGUACACGUUCAAAUCCAACCCCCUCCGUCAGACAAUGAUACAGAGAAAGGCCGCCAGGCCAAUGACCAACUUGACGAUGAUGCAGAAGCUUCGCCGAAGCAAUCCGCGUUCAAAUCUCUCGGCUGGCUAGACCGCUUCCUUGCUAUCUGGAUAUUCCUCGCCAUGGCCGUCGGGAUCAUACUAGGCAACUUCGUGCCGGGGGUGGGCGACGCCCUGCAGAAGGGCCAGUUCGUGGGCGUCUCGGUGCCAAUAGCUGUCGGGCUGCUCGUGAUGAUGUACCCCAUACUCUGCAAAGUACGAUACGAGACUUUACACGAGAUAUUCUCCCACCGCGGCGUCUGGAAGCAGAUUGCGUUCAGCGUGUUUGUGAAUUGGAUCGUCGCGCCGUUCUUGAUGUUAGCGCUUGCAUGGGCAUGUCUGCCGGAUAAACCCGAGCUUCGCACAGGCCUUAUUCUAGUUGGCCUAGGUCGAUGCAUCGCAAUGGUACUGAUAUGGACGGGCUUAGCCGGUGGUGACAGCGAGUACUGUGCCAUCCUCGUGGCGAUUAAUUCCAUCCUGCAGAUGGUACUAUUCGCUCCGUUAGCCGUCUUCUUCAUCCGAGUGAUCAGUCGGGAAUCCGGCCCGCUCGACAUCUCAUACGAGGUCGUCGCAACGAGCGUGGGGACUUUUCUGGGCAUCCCGCUCGGUGCAGCGAUGGUAUCGCGCUUUGGACUGCGGGCUCUGGCCGGCCCGCAGUGGUACGACCGCGUCUUCCUGAAGUUCAUUGCGCCGUGGUCUCUCAUCGGCUUGCUGUACACGAUCUUGGUCCUGUUCGCUUAUCAGGGCCAGCAGGUCGUUCAUCAGAUCGUGUCCGUUCUGCGGGUCGCUGUUCCUCUGAUAGUGUACUUCGUUGUGAUCUUCUUUUUGACGCUCUGGGCCACGUACCGGUGCGGAUUCGGGUAUGCCCUCGGCGCUACGCAGAGUUUUACCGCGGCUAGCAACAACUUCGAACUUGCGAUUGCUGUGGCCGUCGCGACGUACGGUCCGAAUAGCGAUCAGGCGCUGGCGUCUACUGUUGGACCGCUGAUUGAAGUGCCGGUGCUGCUUGGACUGGUAUAUGUUGUCAAAGCAAUAGGGGGUAAAUGGGGUUGGAAGGACUGAUUCGUAUAAUGCUAAAUAAUAAUAAAAGUAUAUUGUCUCAGUCUUGGCUUACUGUUCUAAGCGACUGGUUCAUCGGGCGCGAAAGCUCACCCGAAGCCAAAUGCUUCGAAAAGAAAUAGCCUUUGGCUGAAAGCUAGCGCUGGUGUACUCAUGUGUCAUGUCCAUUCUUAUCACAAGUGCUCGCAGCGUACGGUAAAAGCCUUGCUAUAUCCUCGAGGAAAGGCCUCGAAGCAAACUUGAAGACUUCAUUCGUGCUUGCACUCGCGCGGGCAGGAGUGUACGCUUGUAUGGCCCUUGGCUUUUGGUACGGGGAACUGCUCAUCCUCCGUGGUGAAUACUCGCUUCUACAAUUCGUAAUUGUGUACUUCUCCAUUAUGACUGGCGUGUACUCAGCAGGCCUGGUCUUUUCCUUCACGCCCAACCUUAGGAGGUAGGUUAACCUGAGACAUCUUGUAUAACUACCUAAUCCAUAUCAUUCUGGAUUAUACCAAAGAAAGUCUUUUCGUAACCUCUUUGAAAAUCGAUGUUGAAACUAACAUUAAAUCUAU
Messenger RNA from Daldinia caldariorum, 1935 nucleotides. Its product is annotated as arsenical-resistance protein ACR3. NCBI's taxonomy places the organism in Eukaryota, Fungi, Ascomycota, Sordariomycetes, Xylariales, Hypoxylaceae. The coding region runs from base 203 to 1387 and encodes 394 amino acids. Gene Ontology annotation, biological process: arsenite transport; antimonite transmembrane transport. The transcript has 4 exons. Gene Ontology annotation, cellular component: plasma membrane. The record is from RefSeq and is a predicted model, not a curated record. Gene Ontology annotation, molecular function: antiporter activity; arsenite transmembrane transporter activity; antimonite transmembrane transporter activity.